CUUCAUGACAGCGUUAGGAACGAUGAUUUUCGGUCGACGACUCGGAUGUGUCGCAAUGGAUGUCAGAGCUCAUGGAACUGGUGGUAGUGAUGGCAGUGGUGGUUGUGCUGAUGACAAUCACAGGCCAAUGGCAAACAUACAUGAGUUCGUUCAUUGUGUGCAACAGAUAUUUGUGGAGUCGGCUAACAUGCAGCUCAUCCCUCCAAAACUCGCUAACCGACUCAAUCUACCCGUUUGGCAACGCUUUGUCGGCGCCGCCGGAAAGGCACUUACUUUAGCUCGCAGUUAUGUGAACGAUAACGUAGAAGAGAUGAAAAGACGACAAACGAAUGGACAGUGCGAUGGAAUGGGAGGUCAGGGAAUAAUCCGAGAACUGCUCGAAGAGGGCUCUAUAGACCAGGAAGAAAUCGUUCGCAUUAUUGUCGAUCUGUUCAUUGCAGCCGCCGAUACGACAUCACAUGCUACUCAAUGGGCUCUCUAUCUGUUGUCUCGUAAUCCCAAAUGUCAGCAAAAAAUGUUAGAUGAAGUGAAUGGUGUAACCGGUGGACAGUUAUUAGAAGAAACCCAUUUACCACAGCUUUCCUAUGUGAAGGGCGUCAUCAAAGAAGCGCUCAGGCUAUAUCCGGUCGCGCCAUUCCUGUCAAGAUAUCUCUCACAAGACAUGGAACUGUCAGGAUAUGGCAUCCCUUCGGGA
Molecule: messenger RNA, 694 nt
Organism: Oppiella nova
Lineage: Eukaryota; Metazoa; Arthropoda; Arachnida; Sarcoptiformes; Oppiidae
Source: the annotation of a GenBank genome assembly